CCGAUAACGAACAGUUUGUAGCAGGCUGUAAAAACCAAGUCUCUUGUAGAAUUCCCUCACAAGUUUGAAGCCCUUUGCUAUCGACGUCAAGUUAAAUAAUCUGUUCGGUAGAAAAUGUUUCGCUGUUUUCUCCCAGUUAUAGUGCUACUGUAUCACUUCCAGGGGCUAGGAUAUUGUAGCAACGGACUAUCGCCUCUGCAGGGUGUUUACUCAAAAAGCAACCCAUCAAAUGCCAUGUCCGGAGCAGAUCGCCCAUAUCCUAUUGACGCGCAAGCCGAAUCCAACAACAAUGAUGGCGCCGCAGCUCUUCUGCUGCAUAAUCAACCAAAGUCAGCCCAGCAGCCGGUGGAGAAGGCGGGUCCGGCGCACAAUAGAAGGCAGCGAAGGCAUAUCGGUUCGAUUGCAGCUUUUCGUGGCUUGCCAGGACCUUUCAACAAAUUUAACGCAGCCGAAUGGCCGUUGUCAGCUGGAAGGGAUUGGAAAAAAAUUAUGACACCCGGAUCCGACUUUGUGGAGUAUGUACAGAGCACGGACGACGACGUAAUCAAAGACAAACGAUAUCCAGAUGUCAUGGGAAUAAAUAACCAACGCCCCAACUCGGUCCUGAUCCGGGGCAACCCUAAUGUUGGAGUUAAAAGCAACAAAAAUUUCGAGAUACUUACUCCUCCGCACAACGAGGCAAGGGCUAGAGCAGUCAGCCGAUUGCUACGAUUGUUGUCUGAAGCUCGAGCCAAUUCCGCCAAUGUCAAUUCGAUAAGCAAGAAAUUUCUAGGCGCUUUAGCCCGAAAUAAUGGUCUUCCAACUGGUCCCAAAGCAACUGCUCCUUUUGUUCAAUACAAAGGGUCAACUGCCAUUCCUUUGCCAGGUAAGAGAACUUCAAUCGAUUGGGGAGCGCUUCGCCAUCCAGUUCACCGAUCAGAGAUAGCAGAUACCAGUGAGAAUCUUCAGUUUAAUAAUCAAGCGGAGGAAUAUCCAACUGAAGACAUAUUUACCGACGACGUUAUCCUUGGAUUGGGGGAAGAUGAAGAACAAACAGACGAUUCAGAUGAAAUUAUAUCCAACAAACGCAAUAUUGCGUCACUUGCAGCUAAAGGUGGUUGGUCGCGUCCUUCUAGAGCCUACAAUCGCUUACCGCAUUUUUCUUAUUAAAAGACUUGAGUGCAUCAACAUCGUCCUCUCGACACACCUCGCUAUUUUUGUUCAGCUCCACAAUGUUAGAAUGUUAAAAGAAUCUGCUGUGCGUGAAACUAAAUUAGUUAUUUAUGUCAACGACUUCGGAAGAUGGCAACACGUAGCAAUUUCCACGAGCACGGGGAUCCCAAUUUGUCCUCCUAUAAUCUU
Molecule: messenger RNA, 1341 nt
Organism: Daphnia carinata
Lineage: Eukaryota; Metazoa; Arthropoda; Branchiopoda; Diplostraca; Daphniidae
Exons: 4
Coding region: 115-1149 (344 amino acids)
Source: RefSeq, a predicted model, not a curated record